Geosmithia morbida is the source of this 1332-nucleotide messenger RNA. Its product is annotated as UDP-N-acetyl-D-mannosaminuronate dehydrogenase. Gene Ontology annotation, molecular function: NAD binding; oxidoreductase activity, acting on the CH-CH group of donors, NAD or NADP as acceptor; oxidoreductase activity, acting on the CH-OH group of donors, NAD or NADP as acceptor. The transcript has 2 exons. NCBI's taxonomy places the organism in Eukaryota, Fungi, Ascomycota, Sordariomycetes, Hypocreales, Bionectriaceae. The record is from RefSeq and is a predicted model, not a curated record. The coding region runs from base 1 to 1332 and encodes 443 amino acids. Gene Ontology annotation, biological process: polysaccharide biosynthetic process.
AUGUCUCAGGUCAUGACGGCGCAGCGUCCCGGUCCCAAGGGCCAGAAGCCCGGUCCCAUCAUCGCCCCUGCCCCGGGUGCCGGCGGUGACUUCCCCUGGAGCUCGGCGGCCGACCCCGGCUUCUACCCCGACACGCCGCCCAUCACGGAGGAUGACUACCUCCACCGUCACCGGCUCAAGGAGUCGUCGUCGGCCGAGUCCUUCUCCCUGGAACCCGUCAGGCCCGAGGACGAGCCCGUCAUCGCCGUCCUCGGCGUGGGCUACGUCGGCACCCACCUCGUCGAGUCCUUCUCCAAGAGGUACGGCGUCAUCGGCUUCGACGUUUCCAGGGCACGCGUCCGUCAGCUCCGGGAGGAGCACGGGGGCGUCGGCAUCGCCGGCAAGGCCCUCGACUUCACCGACGAGACAGUCAAGCUCUCGGCCGCCACCCAUUUCCUCAUCUCCGUGCCUACCCUGCUCCGUCCGGAUCGUACCAUCGACUCCUCGUACCUGAGGGAGGCCGUCAUGACCGUCGCCCAGGUGGCCCGUCGCGGGUCGACCGUUGUCGUCGAGAGCUCCGUCGCCGUCGGCAUGACUCGCCAGAUUCUCGGUCCCAUCAUCUCCGGGCUGGACGACGUGAUCCCCGGGUCCCUGGACGCCAUCCACCGGGUGUACAGCAGCAUCUUCGACAACGUCGUGACCGUGUCCAAGCCCGAGGUGGCCGAGAUGAUGAAGCUGUACGAGAACUGCCAGCGCAUGGUGUGCAUCGCCUACGCCAACGAGAUGGCCGACGCCUGCGCCCCCCACGGCAUCGACCCCUACGAGGUCUGCGCCGCCGCCGCCACCAAGCCCUUUGGCUACAUGCCCUACACCCCGGGCAUCGGCGUCGGCGGCCACUGCAUCCCCGUCAACCCCUUCUACCUUCUGUCCAACAGCAGCUUCCCGCUCCUCGAGGCCGCCACGGCCUCCAUGUGGGACCGCCCGGCCAAGAUUGCCGAGAGGGCCCUCGAGUCCUUCAGGGACGGCGGCGAGGCUGCCGCCCCCGCCGCCCGAAGGCCUCGCGUCCUGGUCGUCGGCAUGGCCUUCAAGGCCGGCCAGGAGUCGCUGAGCAACUCCCCCGGUAUCGGCGUCGCGAAGCACCUCGCCAUCUCGGGCGAGGUCGACGUUCAGUGGGCCGACGCCCUCGUCCCCCAGGAGGCCAUCCCGCAGAUCCCGCGCCUCGCCGACGCCGACUGGAACAGGGAUGUCCUCCAGACCUUCGACCUCGUCAUCGUCGCCCUGCAGCAGCACAAGAUGGACUUUGGCCUGCUCAACCAGCUGGAUGGUGUCCGCGUCGAGAAGUGGUGCCGAUGA